This is a messenger RNA of Pichia membranifaciens NRRL Y-2026, 891 nucleotides long. RefSeq lists its product as hypothetical. Gene Ontology annotation, molecular function: signaling receptor activity. Bases 1 to 891 code for a protein of 296 amino acids. The record is from RefSeq and is a predicted model, not a curated record. Lineage: Eukaryota; Fungi; Ascomycota; Pichiomycetes; Pichiales; Pichiaceae. The transcript is spliced from 2 exons. Gene Ontology annotation, cellular component: membrane.
AUGGGCGGUAGCUUGAAGUAUAGACACAAUCAUGAGAAGCCUCACAGGAGCCUGGUGUCCUACCAUGACUUGCCCCACUGGCAGAAAGACAACGACUUCAUUAUCUACGGUUAUGUCAGUGAGACGAAUAAUUUGUGGCAUUGUUUCGACACGCUUUUCUUCUUUAACAACGAGUCACUGAACAUCUUCACUCACUUGCUUCCGGGAACGAAUUUCAUUUCUUACGUACCUCCGUGGUUGGUGCACCUACCUGCGUACACUAACACCGACGCAUCCGACUACGGGAUAUUUGCGCUUUUCUUUAUUGGCUUCAUGGUGUGUCUCUCCUGUUCAGCCACAUUCCACAUGCUGAAGGUCCACUCCCACGUGGUGGCCUCGAUGGGCUCUCGUUUAGACUAUGCUGGCAUAUUGCUCUUGAUUGCUUCUUCAUUGAUCGGCAUCGUCCACUACUCUUUUAUUGAUCAGCCUGCCCUGAGAAGCAUUUUUGUCUCGAUCACUUCUGUCAUCGGGGUCGUCUCUCUUUUAGUCACAUGGCAUCCAGACUUUCGCACACCAAAAUGGAGACCCAUCAGAACCUCCACUUUCGUCACUUUCGCCUUCUCUGGAUUGAUUCCAAUUUGUUACGGCUUCCUCAUCAUGGACUGGAAAGUUGCAGCAGACAGAGCAGGCCUGAAAUACGUUGGCUACGAAGCACUUUCUUAUCUUGCCGGGGCUACUAUGUACGCUUUUAGAAUACCAGAAAGAUUGUCACCUGGCACUUUCGACAUGGUCGGUAACAGUCACCAGAUUUUCCAUUGUUUGGUUGUUCUCGGAGCUUAUUGUCAUUUGCGUGCCUUGGUUCAUGCUUACAUCGUUGCUAAGUCUACCACUCUAGGUGGUCAGCUCUUAUGA